GAUGAGGAGGAUGAGGAGGAAAGCGAAGAGAAGAACAAGGACGAGGCUGAGGAGGAGGAUGAGGAUGAAGGGGAGGAUGAGGCUGAGGAUGAGGAGGAUGAGGAUGGGGAGGCUGAGGAUGAAGGGGAGGAUGAGGAUGAUGAAGGGGAGGAUGAGGAUGAUGAAGGGGAGGAUGCUGAGGAUGAAUGGAAGGAUAAGGAGGCUGAGGAUGAAGGGGAGGAUGAGGCUGGCGAUGAUGAGGACGGCGCCGAG
Messenger RNA from Pyrgilauda ruficollis (rufous-necked snowfinch), 252 nucleotides. Its product is annotated as glutamic acid-rich protein-like. The record is from RefSeq and is a predicted model, not a curated record. The annotation marks the transcript as partial. NCBI's taxonomy places the organism in Eukaryota, Metazoa, Chordata, Aves, Passeriformes, Passeridae. The transcript is spliced from 2 exons.